AUGGCGUCGUGUAAUGUUUCAGUUGAGCCAACUUCUCAAAAUGAAGACUUUCCAGAUGAAGAAGAUGUUUUAUCUGAUGAUACAGAAGAAAGCAUCCCUCCUGAAAAGAAAAUUUCCUUUGGUGAUGAUGGUGUCCAGGUUGGUUGUAAAUUGUUGUCUGCUGCCCAGAAAGCCCAAAUUGAGAGAAAUCGGCAAAAAGCAUUGCUAUUACGACAAUCCCGGUUGAGUGCUAAAUCAUUCCAAACAAAAGAAGAAAAAAAACAUUUGAUGAAGGUUCCUGCCAAAGAGAUUGACACUGGAGCAGGAUUUUUUCUGGAUGAAGAAGAUGAAUUGGACCUUAAAAAUCAACAUGUGGAAUAUGUUAAAGGCCCUGCCAUGACUUAUAGCAAAGAUUUGCUUUGUGAAGAUUGUGGCCAAAUGUUUGUAGAAUCCUAUCUUCAUGAACACUUUAAGAAAAGAGUUUGUAAUAAAUGCCGGGAAAAUCAUGAAGACAAAUACAAUCUCAUCACAAAGACAGAUGCCAAGAACAAAUAUUUGUUGAAAGAUGCAGAUUUUGACAAACGAGAACCAGCCUUAAAAUUCAUAGUUCGAAAGAAUCCCCAUAAUCCAAGAUGGGGAGACAUGAAACUUUAUCUAGAAUCACAGGUGUCUGAACGUGCACUGGAAGUGUGGGAAUCUGAGGAAAACAUUGAACAGGCCAAGGACCAGAAGUGUGAAAAGCAAAACAAAAUGAAAAAGAAGAAAUUUGAAAAGAAAAUGAAAGAACUCCGGAUGACUGUACGAGGUAGUUUGUGGCGCAAACAGACAACAAUGCAUGAACAUACUUAUGGUGAAGAAACAUACGAUGAAGAAGAAGAAACAUACUCCAAGACAUGUACCACAUGCAGCCAUGUGAUGAGCUAUGAGAAGAUGUAA
Messenger RNA from Acanthosepion pharaonis, 915 nucleotides. Lineage: Eukaryota; Metazoa; Mollusca; Cephalopoda; Sepiida; Sepiidae. The record is from the annotation of a GenBank genome assembly.